AAGAUGUGAGAUCGUAUUGUUUCUUCUACCCGAAGAAGUUGUUGAUUUCAUAAUUUUGAUAAUGAAAUUAUUCUGGAGUAUCAACUGAAAUCAUACAUUACACGAAAUCAGAAGCCGUGGUAGAAAAUGGCGACAGUUCAGGCGGUUUUAGGUAAUUUGACGGCGGGAGAACGCCAUGUUCUGACUGCGGUGAACUCUGGAGCCUCUACUCUAUCACUGUUAGGUUCUGGAUUCAUAGUGCUUUGCUACGUGUGUUUUAAAGAACUCCGCAAGUUCUCCUUCAAGCUCGUUUUCUUCCUCGCUCUUUCA
Lactuca virosa is the source of this 309-nucleotide messenger RNA. Lineage: Eukaryota; Viridiplantae; Streptophyta; Magnoliopsida; Asterales; Asteraceae. The record is from the annotation of a GenBank genome assembly.